AUGCCGCGAGUUCGCGUGCCCUCCACCGCCAGCGCUCCAGCGACCCAGCGCAUCGCCCCGAUGACCGCGCGGGCCGCUGCUGCGCCGCGGCAGAGCGCCGCCUCGCCGUUCGCAGCGGCCGUUGCGUCCGCCCUCCUCGCGGCUUCCGUCGCCCUGGCCCCUGGUUCGGCGAUCGCACAGAGCGCCGAGGCUCUGGCCCCGUCGCCACCCGAGGCCGCGACCCUCGAGGUCACGCGGCCGCCCACGAGGCCGUGGAACCCCGAAGAAGCGAUCGUGAACGCCGCAACGGACGUGCUGCGCUUCAUCAGCCCGGACGAGCGCGAUCCGGGGGGCGGCGCGCUCCCGGGCCAGCCGGUGCUGCCGCCCGUCGCGCCCGGCCGCGUCGACGAGGUCGCGGAGCGCAUCGCCACGGACUUCGUGCGCGGCCAGUACUUCGUCACCGGGCGCAUCGACGGGGCCAUCUACGACGACGACUGCCUCUUCGAGGACCCGACGGUGGAGUUCAACGGCCUGCAGCGAUGGCGCAGCAACCUCCGCCUGCUGGUGCCCUUCCUGGUGAACCCGCGCGUGGACCUGCUGUCCGGCCCGGCGCGGAUCACGCCGGAGGGCGCCGCUCCCGUGGAGCUCAGGGCCGAGUGGCGGCUGAUCACGGGCCUGAACCUGCCGUGGCACCCCCUGGUGGACGUCAGGGGCAACACCACGUACCAGCUGGCGGGGGACGGGGGCCGGGAGCGCGUCGUGCGGCACACGGAGGCGUGGGAGACCACGGGCCGGGAGGCGCUGCUGCAGAUCUUCAAGCCCGGGCCGCCCGAGGGCGGGCUGGCGGCGUGA
This is a messenger RNA of Pedinophyceae sp. YPF-701, 831 nucleotides long. NCBI's taxonomy places the organism in Eukaryota, Viridiplantae, Chlorophyta, Pedinophyceae. The record is from the annotation of a GenBank genome assembly.